CGGCGGAAGUGGGCGGAGAUCCCAUCUGCUCUGACUGACAGCCACUUUCAGGAAGUGCUCGAGGAGGAGCCUGUGACCCUCAUCAGCAUCAGUGGACGCAUGACCAGCACGCGUUCAGUCGCUGAAAUCAGUUUCUGGCAGAGGUGUGUGGCCACUGAGCAGGAAGAGACUAGUGAAAGUCACACAGGAAGAGAGAAAAGAGAGUGAGACGCAGGAAGUGCUGCAGGAGGAACAUGACAGAGUUUUGGAUUUGUUUCAGCUGCUGCGUCGCCGAGCAGCCCCAACCUAAGCGGAGGCGGAGAAUAGAUCGUUCUAUGAUCGGAGAACCCACAAACUUUAUUCACAUGACUCAUGUGGGUUCUGGAGAUAUGGGUUUGGGGCUGGGUGCUGUGGACUCCGUUCAAUCGCAGAUGAAAUCUAAAGGCGGCUAUGGGAACGGCACACCAGAGAGCGUUCAAGGAUAGAGAGCUCGUGUAAACCUGUCUGAACCACAGACAAAUGCAGAUCACAUACACUGGAGCGAAGUGCUCGCAAUGCUGUCGUCUGGACUGUUGUAGAUAUUUUUGUAAUGAAAUUAUUGCUAUUCUUUUACUGCUUUGUUAAUUGUUCUGUACAAAAAGACCUUUAACAGUGGAGAUUUAUCCAAAUGGCUGUCAAUAUGUGAUUGUUUAUGUGAGGGAUCAAUUCGGAUCAGAUUUUUCCAAUGGAUCUGUAUUUAUUUCAUGGUUUAAUGGUGGCUGGGCCACAUGACACAAUUACACAAAUUCACACAGACGCCUCAUGAUUUAUUAAAUCUGUAAUAACUGCUGUUUCUUAUGUUUUGUGCCUUUCAAAUAUUCCCUGGAUAAUGGAAUAUUCUUUGUUUUAUCUUUUAAAUGUGCUAUUUUGCAGGAAACUUGAAUUGUGCAUCUCACUGUAAUAUUUGUGCAAUGCUCGUAUGUGAUGCAUUGUCAGGAAAGUAUUUUUGUACAAAUUUUGUUUAUUCUGAUGCCUGAAUAAAAGAACAGCCUCGGAAGAUUUUGUGCCUGUGUCGUAUUGCAUGCAUCUGUCAGAUGAAGAUGUUAGAUGCGUGUUUCUGAUGCUCAUUUAGGCGUUCACACUUCAUCUAAUGAAUCACACAUGGAUUUACCAUUACCUAAUUAUGCUUUCAAUAUCUUCUGUGACUCAGAUGAUCUUAAAAUAAACUAUGUUCUGGUUUUGAAGGUACAGUUCUGGGAUAAUC
Molecule: messenger RNA, 1222 nt
Organism: Xyrauchen texanus (razorback sucker)
Lineage: Eukaryota; Metazoa; Chordata; Actinopteri; Cypriniformes; Catostomidae
Product: CDC42 small effector protein 2-like
Exons: 5
Coding region: 234-464 (76 amino acids)
Biological process (GO): regulation of Rho protein signal transduction
Cellular component (GO): plasma membrane
Molecular function (GO): small GTPase binding
Source: RefSeq, a predicted model, not a curated record